Molecule: messenger RNA, 3181 nt
Organism: Pipistrellus kuhlii (Kuhl's pipistrelle)
Lineage: Eukaryota; Metazoa; Chordata; Mammalia; Chiroptera; Vespertilionidae
Gene: KNOP1
Product: lysine rich nucleolar protein 1
Exons: 5
Coding region: 1-1500 (499 amino acids)
Source: RefSeq, a predicted model, not a curated record
AUGGUCGCGGUUUCCACGGCAACCGCACUCCCCGCCCGGCCACGACCCGGAAGAAGCUGGAACACGUCGGCGACUGGCCGGCGUCUCAGGUCGGUUUCCGGGUCACGGCGGAGCGGGUUGUUUGGCGGCGGAGCGGGGCGGCCCGCAGAAAUGAUCACCAAGAACCACAAAGGAGACCUGGGCCUUCGGCUUCCAGAGAAAAAUAAGAAGAAGGUAGAACCAGAGACUCAGUACUUGUUUUUGAGCAGUAACAGUUAUUACACUGAGGUCUGUCCCACCACAGCCAUGUCAUCCACGAAGAAUGUGAUCCAAGGGCGGGCACGCGAGACCCCUCUAGUGAAGAAAAAGAAGAAGAAAAAGAAGGAGCACAGCACCAUCUGUGAGGAGCAUCUAGAACCUGAGACCACAUUCCGGGCCAGGCAGACAGAGAAGUCUCCCAGCCCCAGGACACAGGCUCUUGGUUCAUCCGAGUUCCUCAAUGGGGAGAAGAAAAAGAAGAGGAAGUCCUCAUGGCCUCUGGCCCUGUCCCCUGGUGUGAGGGAGAAGACCUCCCUGGACCCCAGACAGGUUGAGGAAGUGACCAGAGUUGGCAGAAAGCUCAAAAAACACAGGGAGAAAAAGGCCCAGGAGGCAGCAGCCUUCUUAGUUGGGGACCCUUGGGUCUGUGAGGCUCGGGACACCCUGCACGCGUGCUCAGUGGGAAAGGAUGACCAGGAACAGGCAGCCUUGGUGCAGAAAAGGCAGCAGAGGGGCCCUAGGGAACACGUGAACAAGAAGAAGAAAAAGAAAACCCACCAGGAGGAAGACACCCGCCUUGGCCACCCCAAGCCCGCUGGGUCCACGGAGAGCAGCCUUAGGAAAAGAUGUGCGAAGAAGCCAGUCAAAGUUGAGGCUUCAGAAUAUAUCCCCGUAGGAGACAGCCUCAAGGCCCCUGUGAGGAAGAAAACGAAGCCCACUAAAAAGGUCGAGGAGCCAGGCACUGAGGAGCCAGCUCUGAAGAGGAAGAAGAAGAAGAAGGACAAAGUAGCAGAACUUUGGAAGGAGGAGCCUGACACAGACUUAGAGGUGGUGCUGGAGAAGAAAGGCAACAUGGACGAGGCACACAUAGACCAGGUGAGGCGAAAGGCCUUGCAGGAAGAAAUUGAUCGUGAGUCAGGCAAAACGGAAGCAUCUGGAACUCAGACAUGGACAGGAACUCAGUUUGGCCAGUGGGAUACUGCUGGUUUUGAAAAUGAGGACCAGAAGCUGAAAUUUCUCAAACUUAUGGGCGGCUUUAAAAAUCUGUCCCCUUCAUUCGGCCGCACCCCUGACACGACCAGGAGGCCCAACAUGGCGCUGGACAGGCUGGCGGCCUGCAGCCUGCAGCAGAGCCUGCAGCGGGACUACGCGAGGGCCAUGACCCGGAAGCACGGCGGGCGCGCUGGCCUCGGCUUCGCCGCCUCAGACAAAGUCUUCUAUAUCGAUAGGAACGCUUCCAAGUCCAUCAAGUUUGAAGACUAAACUCUACUGUCUUGUCUCGCGAGUCAAAACUGCUUUUGGUAUUCAGUUAUGCAGAUGAGAGCCUCUGACCAGUGUUCCACUUGAGCUCCUGCAAAGGUUAAGGAAGACUCGAUGUGCUGGACACCUGCGAGGGGGCAGCACAUGGUUCAGGAGCUGAGAGAACAUGCGAGUGGCCAAAAUCCACUAUGUUCUGUGCUGGCCCUCCAUCCCUGAUUGAAGACAUCACCAUGUAUAAAUAUCAGCUGUUUGUUGAAGACUUGGUAUAUGCCAGACACAUACUCAUAUGUUUUACUUGCAUUCAGGUAUUUAAUUUUAAUUAUGCAAUAGGUGCUGUUUUUAUCCCCAUCUUAUAGAUGAGGAAACUGAGGUUCAGGGAUGAAGUAAUAACAUGUCCAGGGUCACCCAGCCACUAUGUGCCAAAUGUACUUUUGUACCUCAAGCCCUACAUUCACUGCUCUGGAUGUCCCCCUCUGGGACUUUCUCCCAGAAUACUGACUGGGAAUAAAAAAACUGAUUGAAGGAACAGAAGUCUAUUACAUGUCUAAAUCGCAAACAGGAAGUAGUUAGUGAUAAGUAGAGUAACAAGCUCACUUUCCUUUUCCAUCUUGGAGUAGUUGCAGGCAAGGAAGCAUCUGAAUAGCCAACCAAGCAGGUGUGGCUGCCCCAUGCACCAUGGGGACUGGGUCCCAGCCUGAACUCCACAGCAGCCAGAGAGCUCUGGGUACAGAGACCCUGACCACCUUCUCCCCAUUCAGCUAGAAUUUUGCUUCCCAAAAUAUAAGUCCUGAUGGGGACAUUUUCACAUCAUUUGGCUGAAUGCCUCCUACACACAUCCUACGUGGCCGGAAGACUCCGUCUCCCACGGCAGGAAGUCCUAAUAGAGGGGUUGACCCAGCAUCUCACUAGAGAACCGUUCUUUCCUCCCUGCUCCAUCAGUGGCUCCUCAGACCGGUGGAGAGAUGGCCAUAGCAAUUCCAGGCAGCUCAUCAAGAAACUAGAACAUUCCAGAGGAAGAUGGAAACCCUGUGGCCCCUGACAUGGAGGAAGAUUCUCCUCAGGCCAGCCAGCCAGGGGCAGUGAGGACGGAUGCUGGUGGGAGGAACGGGCAGAGGUGAGGCAGGCCUGCCAGGGCCUAGGCAAGCAUUGGCCAGAAGCCCUACAACUCUGCCCAGGCCAGUAGUAAUAAGUGGUUAGAGCAUUGGCCUGUGCAUCAAAAGAUUACGGGUUUGAUUUCAGGUCAAGGCCAGGUACUUGGAUUUUAGAUUCCAUCCCUGGCCCAUUUGGGAAGCAUGCAGAAGGCAACCAAUCUGUCUCUCGAUCAUACAUCAAUGUUUCUCUGCCACUUCCCUCCCCUCCACCUAUGUCCCUUCCAUGUGCCUCUGUCCCUUCUACUCUUAAAAGAAAAAAAAAAAAAAAAAGCCUGGAAAAUAUAUUCUUGGGCGUAGAAAUCAGCCUUGCUGGGCCAGGCCACACAGCAGCUCUGGUGUAUGUAUGACCCACCUACUGUACUCAGAUUUUGGAACUAAUUCUGUUUGAAAUGUACAGCCUCAACAUAGAAGUAACUUUUUAAGGCACAUAAUUUGUGAUUUUGUGAAUUUUUUCAUUUAAAUACUAUUGUAGUAAAAGUAUUGGAAAUAGUUUUGUGAAAUAAAGGCCACUUGGGGGUGUUUGGGCGAUGCAA